AUGCACUGGGGGCCAGGACAAGCCAUGCUGGGCAGCCGGCCCCGCGCCUGCCUGGUGUCCGGCCGCUCUGGGCCCCUGGGUGUCCUGUCCCCCUCAGAGCAUCCCCCCGGUUCAUGCAGCUCCAAGCGUGCGCCCUGGUCCUGCCGUGGGAACCCCGGGAGGGUCCGGGUGGGGACUGCCGAGGGCGAGCCGGGCGAGGACGCCAUCCCGCCGGGGUUGGGGGUCCGGCCUCCGGGGCAGCAGCGGAUCUGGCUCCCUUCCGUCCGGGCUGCCCCGUCGUCCAACGCCGUUGCUCUGCUUUCUCCGGGGCCUCCCACGACUCCUCACGCACUUGCUGCGAUCGCCGACAGCGUUCGUGCGCCCGUCGGUGCCUCUUCCUUCCGUAACCGGAGAAGCCGGGGUCCCCGUUCUCGCCUGUUGGGGGUCCCCAUCGCCUCAUCUCAAGCCUCGGGCUUGAGGGAGACACCGCUGUGCUUCUUCCCUGAGUCCCUGAGCUGUUUCCCCACCGGGUGCAUGAGCCGGCGAGGACCCCAGCUCUGGCCCCCCAGCUCUGGGCCCCCAGCUUCCCCCCGCGGCUGCGUGCAGGAGAAAGCUGCUGGGAGAGCCCUGGGGGCCGGCGGGCCGGCGGUCCCAGUGCUGUCCAACGGCAGCCCCGCCCUGAUGCAGAGGAGCUUUCUGAAACCAUGGCGGCUGCCGGCUCCCCCCAUUCUCCCGGUGCAGCCCACUUCCUCCUGGAAGUCUGAGCUCCGGUGGGGUCAGAGUGACCACUGUGUGGGGUGGUGCCGUGGAGCCUGGGGACCGGCCGCGGGGCCCUGCUCUGAGCCGCGGCAGACCGGCGGCGGCCACGCCCGUCCGGAGGCUGCCAUCGCAGCCCAGGACCCUCGGUGCAGCCCUCGUCCUCGGGGCGGACAUCCAUCCCGAGGGGCGUCCCUCAGGCCCUGGAGGCGGCCACUGGAGCCCCUGGAGGCGACAGGGAGCCCCUGGCUCUGUCCCCGGACGGACCGCUGGGUCGUCCACCUGGGGCCGGAGCGACCCGACGCCACCACCCAGCGCUGCACCCAGGUCCUCCCCACCUGCCGCUGCCCCAGCCUCGCCCUCGCCCUCGCCCAUGGGUGCACCCCUGCACGCACGCGGGUCCCAGCGAGCGGCACCAUGGGACGGGGCACACUCAGGCCUCAGCCAGAGGCCCCCCGAAUGCGGGUGCUCAAGCCCAGCGACAGACAGGUGCCCACCACCGUGGGCACGGAAGCCCCGACGCCCGUGGGGACCCCGUGCGGGGGCUCUCCCGGCGGAAGUGCUCUGGGGCCACAGCGAGCCUCCGUCCAGAUCGUCCAAGACCUGACGCCGAAGAAGGAAACCCAGAGCCCGCGGCCCCCGGAGCGGCACGGACCUCGCGCACAGCCACACCGAGACACAGACCAGCCUGAGGAGGAGGAGGAGGAGGAGGAAGGCCCCUUGGGGACGCGGCUGAGCCUGGUGCCCAGAGGUGGCAUCGGCUCCUCCCGCCUGGAGGCCCCUCGAGGGGCCCUCAGCCCUCUCCGGGGUCCCCAGCAGCCUGCUCCCCGCCCCCCGGCUGAUGCCCACGGACCGUCACUCGGGAGACACCGGCGGCCUGUGCGCCGCGGCCCGCAGCGGUUCCCCGGAGAGGAGCGCGGGCGAGACGGGGCCCUGGGGGCCUGGAGGGGCAGAAGGACCCCGCCCCGGACGCCCCGGGAGUCCGAACCUGACUCUGCCGCCUCCGGGGCACCCCAGGCCAUCCCCCCGCGCACGCAGAGCGCCGGAGCCCCGGGCGCGCCGUGCCAGGGAGAGGGACCGCGGCGGCCCGCGGCUGCUCACCGAAGCUCUCCGCGGGCGGGCGGCGGCGUCCGACGGUCCCGCUCGGCCAUUGCAGUGGCGCUGCGGCGGGCGGGGGGCGCGCGUCACCGCGGGCGGGCGCCCCAAACCCAGGCCCUCCCCCGACACUCCCUGCCGCCGGCCGUGCGGCUCCGCGGCACCCCGGCCCCACCUCUUCCUUCUCUGCUCAUCGCGUUCUCCCACGGAGCGGAGCGGGGCUUGGGGUCGCUUCGGAUCGGAAAACGCCUCCGCGGAGAAGCUCCGCGGCUGCUGCGCGGGGCGCGCGGAGGGCGGGGACGCCGGCGGCGGCCCGGCGCCCGCCCUGACCCGCACCCAAUGAUGAACCCCCGUUCACGGCCCGGGUUACUCACCCCCGUUUCGCGCGGGAUGUCGGCAGCCCGGCGGACUCGGGCGUUUUGUCGGUUAACCCGUGGCUCCCCGUCUCCCGGCGCCGCCUCGCACCGCCCCGGCGAGAGGGGCGCUCCUGCGGACUCGCGGGGGGCACGUCCUGUGUGGCUGCUCCGAAUCGCGUCCCGGAGCGCGGGCGAGCCCGGCCUCUGGCGCGGGGCCCACCCUGCCCGCCGCCGGGUGCUCCGGGUCUGGGGUCCACCGGCAAAGCGGGGGGGAGCCCACGCCCACUCCGGAGAGUAG
Messenger RNA from Phyllostomus discolor (pale spear-nosed bat), 2484 nucleotides. Its product is annotated as collagen alpha-1(I) chain-like. The record is from RefSeq and is a predicted model, not a curated record. The transcript has 10 exons. NCBI's taxonomy places the organism in Eukaryota, Metazoa, Chordata, Mammalia, Chiroptera, Phyllostomidae. Bases 1 to 2484 code for a protein of 827 amino acids.